CCACAACAACGCACGCCGUCCAACACCCAAGCCCAUCGCCCAAAAUGUCCGCCGAUCUCGAGUGGCUCCUUAUCCGCAAAUGGAACUCCUUCAUCGUUAAGCGCGUUCCGGAGGGUCCGGUAUUCAGCACUGAGGCAGGCAACUUGCGCAACCUGCACUCUGGCAAGUACUCCGGUAUUGCCAACAACAAAGUGCUCGAUAUUGCGGAAGAGAAGGGGCAGAUUGUCAUUAAGACGCGGGACGCCAGCGCGCCGAUUUCGGCCAACAAGAAGGCUGUGAAGACGGAGAGGGUCAGGAGCCGGUCGGGAGGAAGGAGGGUCGCAGGUGUCGUGAGCAAGAAGAUUGCGAGCGGUUAUAGGCCGGAUCUGCGUAAGGCUGCCCUGGCCCGUGCUUCUGCCCUGCUCGAGGCGCAGAAGUCGAAGAAGGAGUUCCCAGCGAGGGAGAUCAGGGGGAAGAAGGCGAAGUCUUUCGGCCUGAAGGCUUGAGGCUGAGGACUCGUGGUGCAGGAGGGAGUGUGAUCAUGUAUGUUUCGUAUGUGCUACGCAAUAUGAUGAACAUAUGAAAUCACGAUGCCUUGCCACAUGCCACAGUAUCGCCAAGUACGUGGUCCAG
This is a messenger RNA of Dacryopinax primogenitus, 612 nucleotides long. RefSeq names its product ribosomal protein L28e. Gene Ontology annotation, biological process: translation. Gene Ontology annotation, cellular component: ribosome; cytosolic large ribosomal subunit. The transcript is spliced from 3 exons. NCBI's taxonomy places the organism in Eukaryota, Fungi, Basidiomycota, Dacrymycetes, Dacrymycetales, Dacrymycetaceae. The record is from RefSeq and is a predicted model, not a curated record. The coding region runs from base 45 to 485 and encodes 146 amino acids. Gene Ontology annotation, molecular function: structural constituent of ribosome.